Messenger RNA from Oncorhynchus gorbuscha (pink salmon), 1537 nucleotides. RefSeq names its product formin-2-like. NCBI's taxonomy places the organism in Eukaryota, Metazoa, Chordata, Actinopteri, Salmoniformes, Salmonidae. Gene Ontology annotation, biological process: actin nucleation; cortical actin cytoskeleton organization; actin filament network formation. The record is from RefSeq and is a predicted model, not a curated record. Gene Ontology annotation, molecular function: actin filament binding; microtubule binding. The transcript has 5 exons. The coding region runs from base 291 to 731 and encodes 146 amino acids. Gene Ontology annotation, cellular component: cytoskeleton; actin filament; cytoplasm.
UCCCCUGAAUGUGAAGGAACAGAGUUUGUGUGCAUGUAUGGUAUAUCUCAAGUACAGGGUAUAUUUUGAGUGCCACUUACUGUUUACCCAAUAUCACACUCCUUACUUAUUUAAGAGAGUCCAGCAAGACGAGAUGGAGAAGAUUGAGCAGCACAUCAAAUCAUCCAAAGGCAAGAACGACGCAAAGCCAUUGGACAAGCCUGAACAAUAAGAGCAAAUCUUUCCUCUGUGCCAAGUCUGUCCUGUUUCUGUUUCUCGCUCAAUUGCUGGUGAUAGGAAAGGUCAGGAGAAUGUCCCUCAUUUCUCUACAUCUUUCUCCUUUCCUUUCUCCUUCUCUUCUCUUCCUUCUCUCCCUCCCCUUCCUCUACCUCCAUGUCUUUCCCCAAGCUGUCUAUCAGACUCUGCAGAGUGAUCAGUGUGUGUUGCAGGUGCUAGGCCUCAUCUUAGCUUUUGGGAACUUCAUGAACGGAGGGAACCGAUCGCGUGGGCAGGCUGACGGCUUCACUCUGGACAUCCUGCCAAAACUCAAGGACAUCGAGAGCAGUGAUAACUGUCAGAGUCUUUUGUCAUACAUCGUUGCUUACUAUCUAAGGAACUUUGAUGAGGAUGCCGGUAGAGAGACCUGUGUCUACCCUCUCCCUGAACCCCAGGACCUCUUCCAGGCCUCUCAAAUGAAGUUUGACGACUUUCAGAGAGACCUACGCAAGCUAAGGAAAGAUCUUAAUGACUGAAAAUGACAGAGGUCUUCAAUCAAGCCAGAGAGAAGGCCUCGUACAGCAUCCAACCCAAACAGUCUUCUGGAAUAAAAGCCAAACUGGGUCAGUAGAUCUGAGCCAAUGGACUGGUCUUAUCCAGGAUACGUUUGCACAAGUGAGAUCAACACAAGCUUUUUAGCUAUUGUAUUGUGUUUAAAAAUAUAUUUACUGUGUUAUUUUAUUUUUUAUUUUUUUCUUUCGGUCACCUAACUGGGUAUAUGUAUGCCUGACAUGUUGUCACCUUGUUGGAAAGUGUGAUAUUAACACAGUACCACACUUUGCCGUAAUCUGUCAAUGAUGCAUUUCCCCCAGUUCCAAACAGCGCAUUCUGCUGUCCAAAGUAAGAAUGUAGAUUUAAUUAAAGAGCUAAUAGUUUUUGGACAGGUGCCAUUGUAAAGAGAAAUACAUAGUUUUACAGUGAGACAUGUGUUGUGGUAUCAGCCUGUCCCCUGUAGCUAUAGAUAAGACACCAGUUAAGACAAUCAUGUUUUACAGAGAAAAUAAGCUAUUUAUAUCAAUCUCUGCACUGCCUUCAAGUAUAAAGAGGAGCACAAAAGUGGGCCUAUAUAAAUACUUGCCUACCGGAUAGCAAGUGCCUAGUUAAAGACAAAUGAGCCAAUUAAAUUUAACUAAAUUACUCUGUCAAUACAACCUGUAUGGAAACCAGUCCUGCUCAGUAAAAACCUGCAUUGUGACAAUCAUCAGUUUAUCAUACACCAUAGUUCAAGAAUGAUACGUGAUGUACAGUUGUGGUUUAUGCAAUAAAUCAUGAAAUGAACCGU